UUAAUCAAUAAUGGUGUUUCCACACAUGAACAAAGAUCCUGAAAAUUACUUUGGGCAGCCGUGGAUCAGUGAUAGGCCUAGAUGUCGACCCUGUCUGCUGCCAGCGUGGAGUCUCUGCCCGAGAACACUGAGCAGAAGAAGUCACUGAAGCCAUGCUGUGCCUGCCCAGAGACAAAGAAAGUCAGGGAUGCUUGCAUCAUUGAGAAGGGAGAGGAGAACUGUGCAGUCCUGACAGAGGCACAUAAAGACUGCAUGAGGGAGCUUGGAUUCAAGAUUUAACUACUCCACUUUGUGUGUUUCUGUAUUUCUUUGAAAGUGGAAGAUGACCCUGGAUCUUUUCCCCUUUUUUCCCAGAUUAUUUAUACUGUAAGUGAAAUGUGAAGAUGAAGUCGCUGCUGUUUUUUUUUUUUUUUAAAUCUGCAGAAUAUGAGAAAUGUGUAAAUUGCUGUGUGAAACUUAAUAAAAGUCCUAUAUGCAAUAAAAAAAAGAAGUAACUUCUUUACUUUGAG
Messenger RNA from Labrus mixtus (cuckoo wrasse), 509 nucleotides. RefSeq names its product cytochrome c oxidase copper chaperone-like. The transcript has a single exon. The coding region runs from base 82 to 279 and encodes 65 amino acids. The record is from RefSeq and is a predicted model, not a curated record. Gene Ontology annotation, biological process: mitochondrial respiratory chain complex IV assembly. Gene Ontology annotation, cellular component: mitochondrial intermembrane space. Gene Ontology annotation, molecular function: copper ion binding; copper chaperone activity. NCBI's taxonomy places the organism in Eukaryota, Metazoa, Chordata, Actinopteri, Labriformes, Labridae.